Ilex paraguariensis (yerba mate) is the source of this 1851-nucleotide messenger RNA. Lineage: Eukaryota; Viridiplantae; Streptophyta; Magnoliopsida; Aquifoliales; Aquifoliaceae. The record is from the annotation of a GenBank genome assembly.
AUGCCAAGUCCCUCUCUCUCUUCGUCUCACUCCGAGUCCGGCGACAUCCCGAGUUCAAACCUCUCUUCGCAUUCAAUCGGCUCGCUGAUAACUGUUUGGCCGAAGAGAGUUGGUACCUACAUAACAAAAAAGACAGUUUCCUCAUCAAAAAAGUCAGAUUUAACCAAAGAGAGUCUUGAGGAAUUUAAUAGAAGAAAUGAAAUUUUGGAUAACAAGACAUCAUAUCCAAGGAGUCCUUAUUACAAGGGACUCACAGAUUCAUCCCUUGUUCUCAAUCAACAAAGACUAUCGGUGUCUAGUCCGGGGAGAGAAAGCAAUGCAGUCACUUCAAGCUCUAGAACAAGUGUCAUUGUUAAGAUGCAAGAAUGGGGUAGUUCUUUCUUUAUCUCUAAGACCAAGGAAGAAAAACACUUCACCAGUGCAAGUUCUGAUGGGAUUAGUAAAUGCUCUCAAGACACCAUGACUGCGAGAGCUAGAAGUUGCCCCAGAGUGGCAACAGAUAUGUAUUUGGAAAAGAAAGAUGUGAGCAGUGGUGCCAAGGAAAGCAAUACUACUGCUAUGUCAAAUGUAAGGAAGCCUUUGAGGGAGAGAGAAACAGAAACACCAUCACCAACACUACCAGCAGUUUCACAAACUGCAACAUUGCCACCACUACCACCAAAAACAUCACCAUCACCACCACCGCCUUCACGACCAUCACCACCACCUAGAAAAACAUCACCAACUGAGAAUGGAAGACAGUUUGUUUGGGCAGACAAAUAUCGGCCUGAAGCCCUAAAAGAUUUUCUCUGUCACCGUGAUAAAGCACUUGAGCUCCAGGCUCGGGCAAAAGCAGAAGAUUGUGGCAAUUUCAUAUUUGGAGGACCCGCUGGGGUGGGAAAGAGAACCAUGAUUUGGGCUAUGCUUCGCGAAGUAUUUGGAUCAGACAAUAUAGAGGCAAGGGAGGAGUGCAGAGAAUUCAUCUUGAAGGGAGAAGCAGUGAGCAGCAUCCAUGUAAACUUGAAAGAAUCAUCUAAACAUGUAGAAGUCAAUCUCUCCGAACUAAAAGGGUAUGAGAAGUAUGUCAUAGUUGAACUGAUCAACAAGACAAAUAACAUGGUAUCAGAUAAAGUUUUGCAGUGCAACCCUGAUAACUGUCGAGCAAUUGUUCUGUAUGAGGCAGACAAAUUAUCUACAGAUGCCCUACUAUAUAUCAGAUGGCUAUUAGAGAGGUAUAGAGGGUGUAAUAAGCUCCUCUUUUGCUGCACUGAUGUCUACAAGCUUCAGCCAAUCAAGUCUUGCACUUUUGUGCAACUCCUUCCACCAUCUAACGGCGAGAUUGUUGACGUUUUGAACUUCAUAGCAAAACAAGAAGGCAUAAAUUUGCCACACCAACUUGCUAUGAAAAUUGCUAACAACUCCAUGAAUAACCUGCGACAAGCUAUAAGAUCAUUUGAGGCAACCUGGCAAUUUAAUCCUUCUUUGAAGGAAGAUCAAGAGAUUAUGACAGGGUGGGAAGAUGAUAUUGCCAACAUUGCGAAAAAUAUAGUAGAAGAGCAAAGUCCAAAACAGUUAUAUACAAUCCAUGGAAAACUGCAAAACCUCACAGAGCACAAUGUAUCCCCCGAUUUCGUUUUUAAAACACUAGUGGAAGAACUAAAGAAGCAUUUAAAUGAGGAAGUACAACCACAGAUCGACAAUCUAUAUGAGGAAUACAAUAGCGGUGAUUACAGUGAGAAGCCUUUUGCCUUUGCACGCAGUCGACAUGAGGAAAUGCGCAAAACCGGAAAUGAUCCAUUGAGAAAGAAUGAUCAUCAUUUCAUGAGGAUAGAAGGUAAGCCUUUAUUGGUUAUAGCAAAAUACCUACUAUGA